Lachancea meyersii CBS 8951 is the source of this 3615-nucleotide messenger RNA. Lineage: Eukaryota; Fungi; Ascomycota; Saccharomycetes; Saccharomycetales; Saccharomycetaceae. The record is from the annotation of a GenBank genome assembly.
AUGGUCUUUUCGCGGCGAACAACCUAUAUUCUACAUCAACAUCUGUACAAGCUUUCCCUCUGGGCGGUGCGACAUCCGCUACUGGCGAUACUGAUUCCUUUCAUAACUCUCUUCAUCAUUGCAUGUCCCACACUGGCGUGCAUAUGGCAGGACAAAGGCUUUUCGAAUCACUACCUGAGUAAGAUUGAUGUACAGACACAAGGCACGGGGUCCUCGUCGAACUUCUCACUGACACAGAUAUGGAUAUCACAGGCACCAAAGGAAAAUAUUCUUGGGAAGUCGUCGCUGCUUGAGUCGCUAGCGAUUCAGAACAAGCUUGUCCGAGGCGUGCUUGCAGAGCACGAUGUUGAUACAGUGCAAACACCAUUUCAGUCGUGGAACAACUCCGUCGAUCUUCUAUACAGAGACCCAUACCCGCUGAAAACCCUCAACUCUAAGAUAGACGAAAUCCCUCAUAGCUUGUUAAGAAACGCAUUGAAAGUCAAUGGAUUUUUCACUUCCGCCGAGACGCUUGUCGUGAACAUUUUGGCGCCAGCCGAGAAGCAGCUUUCCUUGAGAUCACAACUUCAAGAGAAUGUUGCAGAACUAAGUGGUAUCGCGAACGUAACAGGCUAUCAGGUUUUUACGUCAGAUGCGAAAGACCACGAAAGUACUUUCGAAGGUGUACUCAAACUGGACAUUCAGUCAGUGACAGCUGGAGACAUUUUGAUGGGUGUACUUAUUCUUCUGUUAAGUUUUCUGCAAUUUUACCAAAAGUAUAACGUUGUCGCCAAGGUGAAUUCUAAACUGGGGAUGUCUGUGGCAAUAGUUGCCCAAAUAGUGCUCAGUGUUGCAGCAUCCAAUACACUGACUGUGCUCCUCUUUGGAAAAACUGAAGGCAGUAUCCCAUUCUUUUCGAUGUGGUUCCCCGUACUAUUAAUCUCCUCAAGCGGACUGCUCGAAAGACUCUCAGAGACCGCUGGCUCAGCAUUAACACAAAGUCCUCUCUUGCUGUCAUCUGAGACAGAUUCUGACACCGGCCACGCCUCAACGAAAAGUUACGUCGAUGCUUCAGUCAAAGCUAGUAUUUCACUUUUCAAGACAGUCAUAACGAGCUUACUAUUGAGUAUACUUUUGUUUCCUUUCAAUAGGCGCACCAGCUUUUUUUUGUCAGUUGCAUUUCUAAGCUGCUUGCUCGUUCAGGUUACGGCGUUCACCGCAAUAUUGAGUUCAGACUACCAACGGUUGAAGAGAAGUGAGCGCCUCUUUCAGGAUGGCGGUGACCACAAUGUCUCUCAAUAUCUGGAUGAUCAUAGCACACUUUUCAAUGAGCCAAGCAUGAAGUCCUAUCUCAGUUCAAUUCUCGAUGGUCAUGUAUCGAUUUUCUCACAUUGUAUUACAGUACUUAUGAUCUUCCAGUACAUCGUCAAUCUGAGGUAUCGACUAGUCCGGACUUCAUCGUCACUAAUAUACAAAGUACUACAUGGACAAUUCUCGAUCAUGGAUCCUUUUAAAUCAUCAAGUUUAGUGCCCUUGGUUGAAAUGGACUCUAUCUUGAAAUUAGUACUAGCUAAUCACGGAACUGGAACAUAUUACAUUUCAAAGUCAUCAGAUGACAGGAUUCUUGUUCUGAAAACCGGCUUAGAGGAGUUCAAAAACUAUCGCAAUGACGUUGUUAGCGCAUUUCAGCCACUUGUGUCUUCUUACAAGUUCGACCUGUACUUCUUUUUCGAGUUCAGUGUCAUGGUAGUACUCAUCUCUUCAAUUGCGGUAUUGAUGGUUCAGACGCUCCUCGAUAAAUUACAAGCUUGGCCCCAACUAAAUGAGCACAGGGCUUCGGAAUAUGAUGCCAAAUUACUCACGGCGCAAGACUCUCUGGCUCCGAGCCAUACGAGCGGCUCCUCUUUUCAUACUAAGGAACUGUCGCUUGGUGGGCAUACUUUGGACAUCAUGAGCAUUUCAACCUCAGAUUCGCCAUUUAUAUUCUCUAUUGGUAUGGACCGCAAACUUUUGAUAUGGUCACCUCUAUCACACCCUGCACCAAUACCCACUGAAAUUCCCCUAAAUAGGCAGAUGUGGCCUGUGCUCAGAGUUGUUACAAGCUUCAACGGCAAUUUCACUGCCGUGUUUGGUAAAUCGGGACGCAUAUCAUGCUGGUCAAGGAAGAGUUUUAGUUUCAUUUGGUCUACGAAAGUUGACUUCAAAAACAAUGACCUUCUUGAGUCAUUCUUUCGAACAAGAACUACGCCCGCGUUUCUUAAAAAGCGCAUUACUUCCACUGCUAAACAUCAGGGAAAAAAAGACCUCCUCGCGAGUUCUAUGAGAAGACGCGACAGUACAGCCUCGAUUUCAUCAUUGAAAUCAGCAUCUUCGGCCGCUCCUGCUUUUGUUUCUCAAUAUGGAGACACUAAGUCUCUCCCGGAUACAACAGAAGAGGAGGACAUUGAGCUUGUUUUUGUGACCGCCUGUGGAACUAUUUAUAAUAUUGAUGUGGUGGGUAAAGUAACAAAUUUUCAAGUCACCAACUCUGCAAGUCCACUUGUAUCUUGCAAAAAGUUGACCACUCCAAGAGUCAAUGAUCGGCUCAUCAUAUGCGACAAACAAGGUGAUAUUUAUAUUUCCACAGUUGUGAACAACAAGUGGAGACCAAGAAAGCUUGUUUUAAUUCGGAACGCGUUUAACAGAGGCCAAAAGCUCAUGACGCCUGCAACUUUGAUGCGUCACAUUCAUCAAGAAGGUGAGCAGAAUGCUGAACAGGAACAACCGUCAGUGAAGGACAUUAAAGCCACACUUCUUGUACCAUUUGUCGGUAUGCUUUUACUAGCAAGAGAGAACGAAGCUGAUUUGGUAGAUGCCCAGACAGGGACGGUGAUCAAAACUUUCAAACUUGCAAAUUUCAUGCCAGGCUCGCUACGCAUAUUUCAUGACCAACCAACGCACUGUAAAUUCUGCGGAAGUGCGUCAGUGGCUACUCUUUCUAUCGCUUACACGGAGCGUUACACGUCUAAUCUGGUCUUGAGCACCUUCAAACUAGAGAGCCGAACUAAAACCAGCAUUUGCCUACGUGUAGAAAGAGAUCCUAGAGAAAUUCGCUGUCUUGGGCUUGAGUCGGUUGUCGAAAGAAAGUACUUUCUUCCAGAUAUCGACAAGUGGGAUGCAACGGAUAACAACGUCAUUAUUGGUCUGAAAAGGAAGGAGAAAGACCGAUCAGCAACGUCAGAGUCCAAGUCAAUGAUGAGAAGUGCUUCUGAGGACGUGAAAGCAGGUGAAUUGAGAUUGAGGGGAAGGCUCGAAAGUCGGAGCAUGAAACCGUCAAAAUCUGCAGAAUACAACAUCCACGAUAUUUGGGAGGGUUGGACCAUGACGGUCAAUGGGCAGGUAACCUACUAUAAGAUUCCUGUAGGCGUAAAUGGUCUUUUAACAAACAGAAUUGGUCCUUUUGAAAAGUUUGGCGCCAAGUCAAUGGUAGCUUCAUUUGGUAACGUAAUGAAACUAUUUUACUUGGGACACGAAGAGUCUAUCAUGGCACCAGAAGGGGUGGGGUCAAACGAAGAGGAAUCAGGGCUUAAAUUUGUAAAUAAAAGGAGGCAACGCCUCAACGAGAAAAAAAUCUCGAUAAACUAUGGUCAACUUUGA